AUCGAACACCUAUCACUUACCCUUCUUCCUCUUCUCAACGUGUCCACACCACGAACAUCCCCUCAACUCCCACGUGUCAUCACCUGCUCCCACCUCGCCUUCUUCUUCCUCACUUCUCUCUCUCCUCCAGCCCUGCAAAUCCUCUCAUUUCUCUCUCCUCCAUUACAACCACAAAAACAACAUCAAACUGUAAAAAAAAAAAACCCAAACAAACAAAUGCGAAAAUGACCCGCCAAAAAUUACCCCUUUUCACUCACCAUGCCAUCAAAUUCUUCUCUUCCAAACAUACCCACCUCGACAAUGUGGGUCCCCUCUCAUCCCGGCUCAAAUCCCGGUCCGUUAUCCGGUUCGCCGGUCCAGACUCGGUUAAAUUUCUGCAGGGUCUUCUCACCAACGAUGUUCGCCAAUUCGGCGAAUCUGUUCACGAGAAAGUCUCGAAUUUAGCGACGUCGAAUUUGCCGACGGUCGGAACGCCGCCGGUUUACGCUGCUAUGCUUAACGCGCAAGGCCGGUUUUUGUACGAUUUUUUCCUGUACAGGCCUCCCAGGCCCGACGAGAAGCUCGAUCGGACCGGGUCUGGGCCCGGCCCGACGACGGAUGAGGUGGAGUUGUUUGCGGAUGUUGAUGGGUCGAUGGUGGAUGAGCUAAUUGACACCCUUAAGAGAUACCGAUUGAGGUCUAAGGUUGACAUUGAGCACACGGGAGAUAAAUUCUGUUGUUGGCAGCGGUAUGGUGGAAUUGUGUCAGAUAAAUCUUCAUCUGCUCAAGAGCCAGAGGUUGCUGGUGUAGGUUGGGGUGGGAGUAUUGACAGCUCAUCUAUGUCUUCUUCACAAGGUGGUGAAUGCGGGUGGCAGUGGUUCAGGGAUCCUAGGUUGGAUUGUCUUGGCUUUCGAGGGAUAUUCCCCUCUGGGACCCCACCUCCAUUGGUUGAGGCUGACAAAGAAGUUGCUGAAGAAAGCUAUCUAUUAUGGAGAUUAGAGAAAGGGGUUGCAGAAGGUCCCAUCGAGAUCCCAAAAGAUGAGGCCAUUCCUCUAGAAUAUAAUCUUGCGGGUUUAAAUGCAAUAAGUUUUGAUAAAGGGUGCUAUGUGGGACAAGAAUUGAUUGCUCGAACCCACCAUCGGGGUGUCAUUCGAAAACGUGUACUUCCUUUGAAAUUUGUUGACGAUAAUGGCAAAGAACUGGAGCAGAAAGUUGCUCCCGGGUCGAUAGUUGUAGACGCAUCAUCAAGCAAGAAGGUUGGAACAGUGACUACUGCACUUGGUUCUCGUGGACUUGGUCUUUUGCGUUUGGAGGAAGCCUUUAAAGGAUCCAGUGCACUUGCUAUACAGGGAAGUGAGGAUGUUAAAGUCGUUGCCAUUAAACCCGAAUGGUGGCCUGCUGAGUGGUUCCUGUGAAUGAUCAGGAUUGAGCUGAUACUGCUUGACCGUCAUGGAUUUCUUUUAAGAGAAGUUUUGCAGCUUCAGUCUGUAGGGCUUAGACGGUUAGACGAAUUUUCGUAGUUGAAUAAAGAGGCUGUUUUUGACCCAUUGUUUCAUCUUUGAAGAUUUCAUAUAGCAUUUAGGAGAAUACAGAGUCAAGAUACACCUCCGGCUAACAUAAUGUAGUCUAAGAGCUUUAUCUAAUAAUACCAUAAAAGGAUAUGUUGAACCUGGGAGGAUAAUUGAUAAAAAUCUUAUGAAUUUGAAAUAUUUUCCUGA
Molecule: messenger RNA, 1697 nt
Organism: Beta vulgaris subsp. vulgaris (sugar beet)
Lineage: Eukaryota; Viridiplantae; Streptophyta; Magnoliopsida; Caryophyllales; Amaranthaceae
Product: putative transferase At4g12130, mitochondrial
Exons: 5
Coding region: 225-1394 (389 amino acids)
Cellular component (GO): mitochondrial matrix
Molecular function (GO): protein binding
Source: RefSeq, a predicted model, not a curated record